This is a messenger RNA of Puntigrus tetrazona (Sumatra barb), 2461 nucleotides long. RefSeq lists its product as uncharacterized. Gene Ontology annotation, molecular function: nucleic acid binding. NCBI's taxonomy places the organism in Eukaryota, Metazoa, Chordata, Actinopteri, Cypriniformes, Cyprinidae. The coding region runs from base 944 to 1678 and encodes 244 amino acids. The record is from RefSeq and is a predicted model, not a curated record. The transcript has 2 exons.
GUUUUUUUCUAUUGCUAACAUCCUUUUGUCCAAUUUCUAGUCACAUUUUCAAAACUCUAAACACAAUUAGCACAACAUCCGUUUGUUGUAACCAUACCAUUAACACAAUUCAUGUUGUUUUCACACAAUAUUCAGUCAAUUAACACAUUUUUAAAAUGCUUACAUUUUCUUUUUACACAAGUUUACCCCAUAGCAAAAUCAUGGAUCUUUCUUAUCAUUUUUACAAAUGCUUAAACACAGCAUGUCAAAAAUAAAGAGCUAAUGUUCCAAACUCUAACUAUAUUGUAAAGCCUCUACUUCUGCAACAACAGCAGCUUAAAAGAGCUGAUAAUAAUUAUUUUAAUUACUGAUAAUUAAGAGAUAGCUGAUUCCAAUCUUAUUGAUUAAUUCCAAGUAAUGGAUUACAUGGAUUUUUACACUUUCUGGACUGGUUUUUGUUCAAAACAACAGAAAAACUGAAAAAGAAAGAAGAUGUCGGGACGAGGAAGAGUUGGACGAGGGAGAGGACAAGGUAGAUGAGGGAGAGGAGAAGCUGGACCGGGACAAGGUAGAAGAGGUAGGGGUAGAGUAAGAGCUGUUGUUACAGAUGAAAUAAGAGCCACUAUUAUUGACCAUGUGAUAAACCAUGGUCUGUCAUUGAGAGAGGCAGGUGAAAGAGUCCAGCCCAAUCUUAGACGGUCAACUGUGGCAUCCAUUAUCCGAAUUUUUCAACAAACCAACAGGUAAGCAAUGAAUUUCGUGAGGGCCAUAAUUGCAGUUGUAAUGUAUCACAAUAACUGUUGGCCGCCAAGAGCAUGCCAUUGUAGGGUGGGUUAUUGCUGACAAUGCAAUAAAACUCAGAGAAAUUCAAUCCAGAAUUGUACAGGACAACCUGGUAUUCCAGAAUGUGGAAAGCAUCAGCCUGGCUACCAUCACUCGAACUCUGAACAAACACAGAAUUCGAAUGAAACAGCUGUACAAAGUGCCCUUUGAAAGAAACAGUGAGCGGGUCAAGGAACUCCGACACCAAUAUGUCCAGAGAGUUAUGGAGUUGGAGGCUAAUCAGACACCACAUAAAUUCAUUUAUGUAGAUGAGGCAGGAUUUAACCUGGCAAGAACUCGUAGACGAGGAAGAAAUCUGAUUGGAAAAAGGGCCACUGCUGAUGUUCCGGGUCAAAGAGGAGCAAAUAUCACAAUGUGUGCUGCAAUCUCAAGUGCUGGUUUGGUCCUGCAGAAAAGCCAGAUUGGUCCCUUCAACACAGAGCGCCUUCUUUUGUUUUUAGAGGACCUCCACCAACAACUGGUACCAGCAGCAGAAAGGGAACAAGUAGGAGGAAACAUGAGGACAUUUGUGAUUGUAUGGGACAAUGUAGCGUUCCACCAUUCACAUGCAAUCACAAAUUGGUUUGCAGCCCAUCUGAGAAUGAUUUCUCUUUUUCUUCCUCCGUACUCUCCUUUCCUCAAUCCUAUUGAGGAAUUUUUUUCUGCCUGGAGGUGGAAAGUCUAUGAUCAUAGACCACAUGAUCAGAUGUCCCUCCUGGAUGCCAUGGAGGCUGGCUGCCGAGAUAUCUCAGCUGAAGACUGCCAAGGGUGGAUAAGGCAUGCUAAACGUUUCUAUCCCAGAUGCAUAGCAAGAGAAAAUAUAAGAUGUGAUGUCGAUGAGAACAUGUGGCCAGUUGCUGAAGAUCGUAUAGAUUAGAACUUUAUUUCUGUUUUUUUUUGUUUUUUGUCUGUUUUUUUUUUUUUUUUUUAACUAAAGGCCAAAGGCCUGUAUUUUUUUUUUUUUUUGGAUCACUGACAGCAAUUUCAUUUUGCUAAUUUACUUCAGCAAUUCUGUCACUUUUCUUUUACAUUUCAUCAAUUACUGAUGAGUCCUCAACUAUGCUGUACACAUACUGCCCUACAGUAAUCCACACAUACACAAACACUGGUUUCCAUUUUUUUGUGGGGACUCUCAAAUUUCUAAUCUUGUUUUCUCAUGAGGACCAAAUAAAGUGUCCCCACAAGGUAAGAAUUUACUGGUAUUACUAUCUUUGUGGGGACAUUUUGUCCCCAUAAGAUGAUAAAUACCAGGUACACACACACAUGCAAUGGAUUAAAUGCAUUAAAUGGAUGUCAUAUUGUAUGUUCUACCCAGGUCAAACCAAAACACGAAGUAAUGCAGAUUUUUGUAAUUAAUUGUUAGCAUUUUGUCAGUCUAUGUGUUAUGAUUGACUAUAUGUUUCUGUUGGAUUGAAAACUAGUGCUAAUGUUUUGAUUGAAUGAUUCAAUUUUGAAUCAGGUUUGCUGUGUUUUGAUAGAGUUAGUAUAUGUAGAAAAAGGUACUCAGCAUUUUGAAAUGGAGAGUUUGUAUUUAUUUAACAAAACAUGGUUUUGGCCAGAAAAUUAACAAUUUGGCUAAUUGGGUGAUGUUAGUGUGUUGCUGUGUUAAGAGUUUAGAAAAAGUAUUUUAAGUAUUGGUAAAUGCUUGUUAGCAAUUGAA